UGGUGAAUUUAAUGCUGACCGAAGGAAUUCGAAAGUGGUCUACUGUUGCUAUCUCGUGAUUAGGAGGAAACUAUGGCUCCCAUAAUCUUGAAGUGUUUUCUCCUGUUUUUGCCAGCAUUUUUGGCUUGCAUUCUCCAAGCGAACGGGGAUGAAAACCUUGCUUCUGUGGUACUUGGUAGUGAUGGCCAAACUUUGGUUUUAAAACCUGGAUAUGAUUCUUCUCAGCCGAUGGUCGCCUGGGGUAAAUUCGAUGAUAAGAUCAACUACACCGGAUGGGCUUUCCUUGAGAUCCAUUCAAAUGCAUCAUUAUCAGACACAAUGCAAGCAAAGGCAGCUGGAAUGACAGAGGGAUCUUUAACUGCAGAACUAAUGCACAAAAGUUAUCAGAAUACGUUAGCUAGCUUCUGCAAUGCUGAUCCUCAAUUUUGUGAGAAGCUGGGAAAGUUUCUUGAUGAUAACCUGAAGUGGAUAUCUGAGCAAAUUGCCAGCAACCCUACUGAUAAAUAUUGGUAUCAGAUAAACCUGAUCCUGCAGCAGUUUGAGGGAAUAAAGGAAGGCUAUCUGCUGAACAAAGGUGUUCCUUCUAUUGAUGAUCUAGGAUUCCUCCUUAUACAAGCUGAUGGUGACCUAUUUGCUCUGGAGCAGGCAUUGGGAAAGAAGAAAGUCCACCAUGUCUUUGGCUCAGGAUCCUGUUCAGCUCUUAUAAAGUUGUUGCCUGGCAACAAAGACUUGUACAUCUCUCAAGUCACCUGGACAUCAUAUGCACAGCUGCUAAGAGUGUUUAAACUCUAUGACUUUCCAUUUACUGUUAAUGGAAAUAAAGGAGAAAUUAUUCCAGGAAGAAGAACAAGUUUCUCCUCUUACCCUGGCCUUAUGACAAGUGGAGAUGAUUUUUACCUGUUAAGCAGUGGAAUGGUCUCUCAGGAGACUACAAUUGGUAACAGCAAUCCAGAGCUGUGGAAAUAUGUAUAUGCAGAAGGAAUUGUUUUAGAAUGGAUGCGCACACUAGUUGCCAAUCGUUUGGCAAGGACAGCCGCUGAAUGGACGUAUUUUUUUGGAACACACAACAGUGGAACCUACAACAAUCAGUGGAUGGUUCUUGAUUAUAAACUGUUCACUCCGGGUGGGCCGAUCAUUCCAGGAACACUGUUGAUACUGGAGCAGUUACCAGGGAUCGUUGAACUCGCAGAUAUGUCUGUCUUCUUGCAGGAGAAGACAUACUGGGCUAGCUACAAUAUACCCUAUUUCCCGUACAUAUACAACAUGAGCGGAGCGAGAGAAAGCUAUGAGAAGUAUGGCUCAUGGUUUAGUUAUGAUGGAGCUCCAAGGGCACAGAUGUUCAAACGUGAUCACAGCAAGGCUGUUGAUAUAGACAGCAUGAUGAAACUUAUGAGGUAUAAUGACUACAAACACGAUCCAUUGGCUCGUUGUAACUGCACUCCACCCUACAGCGGAGAGAAUGCCAUCUCUUCUCGAUCGGACUUGAAUCCAGCUGAUGGGAAAUACCCGAUUGAGGCACUCGGUCAUAGGCAACAUGGAGGAAUUGACGCCAAGGUAACAAAUUCAAAGAUGGUGAAGACGUUGCAGUGUAUGGCAGUCAGCGGCCCAACGCAUGACCAGCAGCCUGUCUUUAAAUGGAGCACGUCUGGUUGGAAAAGGCCCAUGGGACAUCCUGACGCUUGGGACUUUGAACCAAUCACUGUCACUUGGGAUGUCAAUUUGUCAGACGAUUGAGAUCCACUUUUUACUUCGAAUUAUCCCUGUGUAUGUGUGUGGUUUUUAUUUUCCUGAAACCUGAUACCACAAUAAGAAAAAGAACUUUUCUUAUUGUCUGUAUUGUCUUAUUACUGUAUUGUCUGUAUUUCUUAUUGUCUGUAGUCAAGAAAGAGAAAUUCUAAAUCAAUUGCGCGGUAUGUGGUCCCGAUCAGAGGAGUUCAGAAAAGAACUUAUUUGACUGAAAAAGGCUCAGUAGGUGGCAGUCAUGUCACAUAGCUCUGCUAAUGACUUCGGCAUAAGUUGUCCCAAAGUCAGUUACCGUCAUCGCAAACAUUCAUUUUCAGAACUACUCACAAUUAGACGAUUACAUUGUUCUGCACUAGAGAUUGUAAGCAUUUAUCGUGGCAACUACCGUAUUUUUGCAACAUGUUUAAUUUGUUAUGGAGUAUGUAGUUUUGAAUAUAAUAUUGUGAUUAAACUGACUCUGUUCAGAUUUUUUUUUAAAACACAGCA
Molecule: messenger RNA, 2229 nt
Organism: Stylophora pistillata
Lineage: Eukaryota; Metazoa; Cnidaria; Anthozoa; Scleractinia; Pocilloporidae
Product: putative aminopeptidase PLBD2
Biological process (GO): phospholipid catabolic process
Cellular component (GO): extracellular region
Molecular function (GO): glycerophospholipase activity
Source: RefSeq, a predicted model, not a curated record